Messenger RNA from Elgaria multicarinata webbii, 1578 nucleotides. Its product is annotated as alcohol dehydrogenase class-3. The transcript has 9 exons. The record is from RefSeq and is a predicted model, not a curated record. Gene Ontology annotation, biological process: formaldehyde catabolic process. Gene Ontology annotation, cellular component: cytosol. Gene Ontology annotation, molecular function: S-(hydroxymethyl)glutathione dehydrogenase [NAD(P)+] activity; zinc ion binding. Bases 69 to 1196 code for a protein of 375 amino acids. Lineage: Eukaryota; Metazoa; Chordata; Lepidosauria; Squamata; Anguidae.
CCGGCCCAGCUCAGCGGCUCCUCGGCUAACGAGAAUUCGCGGAGGCUGCAAAAAGACCAGCGUGGCCCAUGGCGAGCAGCGGGGUUAUCAAAUGUAAGGCAGCUGUUGCCUGGGAGGCGGGCAAACCAUUGUCCAUUGAAGAGGUGGAAGUUGCACCUCCAAAAGCUCACGAAGUUCGUAUCAAGAUUAUCGCCACUGCUGUGUGUCACACUGAUGCCUACACGCUGAGCGGUGCUGAUCCUGAAGGAAGUUUCCCUGUUAUCCUGGGUCAUGAAGGAGCGGGACUUGUGGAGAGUGUUGGGGAAGGAGUGACUAAAUUUAAACCAGGAGACACAGUUGUCCCUCUGUAUAUUCCUCAAUGUGGUGAAUGCAAGUUUUGUUUAAACCCGAAAACUAACCUCUGUCAGAAAAUAAGAGUCACCCAAGGAAAAGGAUUGAUGCCUGAUGGGAGCAGUAGGUUCAUGUGCAAAGGAAAGAAAGUUCUCCACUUCAUGGGGACCAGCACCUUCUCGGAAUACACGGUUGUGGCAGACAUUUCUUUGGCUAAAAUAGAUGCUUCGGCUCCUUUGGACAAGGUCUGCCUGCUGGGUUGUGGAGUUUCUACAGGCUACGGAGCUGCUGUGAAUACUGCAAAGGUGGAACCUGGCUCUACCUGUGCCAUCUUUGGCUUAGGCGGAGUUGGGCUAGCCGUAAUCAUGGGCUGUAAGGUGGCCGGCGCAUCCCGGAUCAUUGGGGUUGACCUCAACAAAGACAAAUUUGUAAAAGCAAAGGAAUUUGGGGCUACAGAAUGCAUCAGCCCUGAGGACUUCAAGAAACCUAUUCAGGAGGCCCUGGUUGAGUUGACAGAUGGAGGAGUAGAUUACUCAUUUGAGUGCAUUGGUAAUGUUGGUGUUAUGAGAGCAGCCUUGGAAGCCUGUCACAAAGGCUGGGGUGUGAGUGUGAUAGUUGGUGUCGCUGCUGCUGGUCAGGAAAUCGCCACCCGUCCAUUCCAGCUGGUCACUGGGCGAACAUGGAAAGGGACUGCCUUUGGAGGCUGGAAAAGUGUGGAGAGUGUACCAAAACUGGUAGAUGAAUAUAUGUCCAAAAAGAUAAAAGUGGACGAAUUUGUGACUCACACUCUGCCUUUUGAGAAAAUUAACGAGGCUUUUGAACUCAUGCAUGCUGGAAAGAGCAUUCGAAGUGUUCUAAAGUUUUAAGAAGACCGAAGAAGGGACUCUUGCCAUUGUAGCAGUACGACACUACAUAGUUUCUCAACAUGCCUUUUGUAGAAGAGCGGAAUCUGGGAAAAGCUGUAGUUAGAAUUAAGUUGGAAAGAGCACCUGUUCUGGCAGUGUAGAAUUAAAAAGUGCUGACCUCACUCUGUUACAGCACAUACCAGCUGUAGAUUUUAGAAAGACCUUUUCUCUACAUGUUUCCCAUCUUACUGUACCACUAAGUGCCGGAAAUCUCUAAUUAUAGACCGAACUUGCUUAAAAUCAAGUAGUUACAUCUCCUUCAAAAAAAACCUACAAUGAAACCACCACCUCCCUAGCAGGGAAUCAUGAUUAAAGCUGAUUAAAGCCCUUUUUUUUUGUAUGU